Messenger RNA from Paramuricea clavata, 2796 nucleotides. Lineage: Eukaryota; Metazoa; Cnidaria; Anthozoa; Malacalcyonacea; Plexauridae. The record is from the annotation of a GenBank genome assembly.
AUGACACGAAUUAGUACAAAAAAAUCGAUAAAACAUAAAUGCGGUCAGUUUUAUUGUCUUCAUUGUAAUGCUAUUAAGGAUCAGGGUCAUGCUUGUUACAUGAAACCGUAUAAAAUUCCCGUCAACGAAGUAUUACCCGUGUUGUAUUUUUACGAUCUUGAAACGCGUGUGAAUGACGAAAAACUUAUGGUACCUUUUUAUGCCGUUGUGCAAAAAGUUUGUAGUCAAUGCGACGAAAAAGAAUUUGUUAGAUCGCAAGAUAAUUUUUUGCCUCAUCCCACAAUCAAGCAUUGUGAUAAUAGUGUUGAGCCCGUACCGUGCUGUAUGCACAGACAAUAUGUUUUUGAAAAUAAUAACGAGGAUGUUACCGAAUUACUUAUUGAUUUUAUGUUUGCUCAAGCCAACAAUAGUGUGUGGAUAGCACACAAUGGGGGGCGUUUUGAUAAUAUAUUUUUACUUCGGGAAUUAUUAGUAAAAAAAGGGGUGGUUCCCCAUACGGUUAUGAAUGGUAAUAAAAUUAUGAGUAUGGAAAUUCGACACGGGGAUAUUUCAAUUAAAGUAAUUGAUAGUUAUUUGUUUUUGGCCAUGCCUUUGAGUAAAAUUCCCGAAGCCAUGGAUAUACCCGAUCUUGCAAAAGGGUAUCAUCCUCAUUUAUUUACAGAUUUAAAUUAUGUGGGCCCCAUGGUAGGGUUGGAAUAUUUUGAUUUAAGUCGUGAAGAGGAUAUGGAAGCAUUUAAUAAAUGGUAUGAAAUUCAAAAAACAAAAACGUACAUAUUUCGCGAUGCUGUUUAUUAUUAUUGUCGUCUAGACGUUGAUAUUUUACGGCAAGGAUGUGUAAGAUUUGCACGUCUCAUUGUAAAUAUUACGAAAAUUUUUCCAUUUUACGAUCGCACAUGUCACACCAUCGCGGGUUUAGCAUUAAAAAUAUAUCGUGCUAAUUUUUUAAAAGAAGAUGUUAUCGGUCAAAUUCCACCUACGGGUUACGGGGGGAAUGUUAAUCAAAGUAUCAUCGCAUUACAUUGGCUCGAGGAGAUUCGCGAAGAUCUUGAAACACAAGGCUAUUCGUUGCGAAGUAAGUUGUCACCGGAAGGAGAGGAGAAUGUUUUAAAUUAUAAUGUGGAUGGUUAUUGUGCUGAAACGAAUACUAUUUAUCAAUUUCAUGGUUGUUUUUUUCAUGGUUGUAGCGAAUGUUUUGAAAGCGGUGAUAUCAACAAAGUGAAUGGACAACGAUUUUAUGUCCUACGUGAAAAAACUCGGCGAAUCACUGAUCUUUUUAAAGAUUAUCAUUUCACGGUUAUAGAAAAAUGGGAAUGCGAAUACAUUCAAGAAUGUAGUUUAUCACGAAAUACUAUUCUUGAAUUGGGUCAUGUGAAAUAUUUCACCUACAUCAAUUUAAAUCCUCGUGACGCAUUAUUUGGAGGUCGUACGUCACCGGCAAUGUUAUUUUAUGACGUCGGCGAUUCAGAAGAGAAAGUUCGUUAUUACGACUUUACUUCCCUUUAUCCAUUUGUUCAAAAAAAAUAUCGUUAUCCAACAAAACAUCCGGAGAUUACGCGUGGUGUUGACAAAUGUGCACAAUUAAAUGUUUCGCAAAUUUUCGGGCUAAUUAAAUGUAAAAUAUUAGCACCGUUUACUAUGCUAUUUCCCGUGUUACCCAUACGGUUAGAGAAAUUAACGUUUGCUCUCUGUACGACUUGCGCGCGCAAUCAAUGUGAUACGUGUACACAUGAUGACGAGCAACGAGCAUUGUAUGGUACGUGGACGAGUGUAGAAGUUCACGCAGCGCUUGAACACGGUUAUAAAAUACUUGCUAUUUAUGAAGUUUAUCAUUACACGCAUAGUGCUAAGAUUUUUGAUUUGUACGUUGAUACGUUCAUGAAAUUAAAACAGGAAAGUAGCGGUAUGCCACGUCAGUGUAUAAAAGAUGAUGGCAGUAUUGAUGACGUAAAAUUACAAGCAUACAUACAGGAAUAUGCAGAUCAUGAACAAAUUUACUUAGAUGCUUCAAAGAUAGGUCAUAAUCCCGGACAACGUACGGUAAUGAAAGCUCUUUUAAAUUCGCUGUGGGGAAAAUUAGCACAAAACGAAGAUACUACUGUAGUGUCGUUUCUUGAUGAUUUUGACGAUUUGUUACAAUUGGUAAAUGAUAAAACUAUUGAGGUAACCUCGUUGGAUUUUAUAAGCGAUGAUAUUGCACGCACAACUCAUCGAAAAAUAUCGGGGGCUUUAACAACUUUGGGUAAUCGUAAUGUAGUGAUCGCUUCAUUUGUAACUGCGUAUGCACGUCUAGAAUUAUUUUCAGUACUUAAUAAACUACAAGAGAAUGUUUUAUAUUAUGAUACGGAUUCGGUUAUUUACAGGGAAGAUCGAGCACGGGGGAAAUACUUGGAAACGGGUAAAUAUUUGGGGCAAUUAACUGACGAAUUAAGUGAGAAAAAUUGCACGGAAAAAUGGAUUAGGGAAUUUUGCGCAGCAGGUCCUAAAUCUUAUUCGUAUCGUACAAAUCGAUAUAUUAAAACGUUAAAAGAUGGUACACGCGAGGAACGUGUUGACGAGGUGACACAUGUUAAGGGUUUUCGUUUACAGGGUGAUGCGAAAAAAAAAUUUACUUUCGACACGAUCUCGAGUUGUGUUCGUGAUCACAGUCAGGAAAUUACGGUCGUCUAUCGUGAAUUUGCUCGAUGUAAUAGUCAAACAAUUGCGGUGGAAAAUAAAGAAAAAACUUUUCAUUUUACAUUCGAUAAACGUGUUGUUUGUGAUGAUUUUACAACUCUUCCUUUUGGUUACGGAUUAUGA